Messenger RNA from Closterium sp. Naga37s-1, 636 nucleotides. Lineage: Eukaryota; Viridiplantae; Streptophyta; Zygnematophyceae; Desmidiales; Closteriaceae. The record is from the annotation of a GenBank genome assembly.
AUGGCCCGCCUUCUCGCGCUUUCCCUGCUCGCUCUCAGCUGCGUGCUGCUCCUCGCGUCGCAGGCUGUCGCCACGCGCGUCGAACCGUCGUCGCAGAGCCCUCGUGCGCCGUCAUUCGCGACGAACAUUCGCCGCCAGCUGCUGUUCGGCCGCUUCAGCUGCGGCAGGUCGAACCUCAAGGGAUACACGUCCAAGGCCGGUCUCUCAUCCGGGCUGGUGCUGCACUGGAAGGCCACCAAGGGGCGGACAAUCAAGAUGGCCGUGGUGGCAUCAGGGGCCAAGGCUGCUGGGUGGUUCGCCGUGGGCUUUUCGCCUAAUGGCGGCAUGUCGGGCAGCAACGCCAUCGCCACUGACUCCUCGGGCAGCCCGGUGACAAAAGAUCUCGUCGGGCAGUCAUCGGCGGACGAUGCGGCGUGGACCGUCGGAUCGGGCUCGAUCUCCACGUCUAGUGGCAAGGUCACUAUGAAGUUCACGAAGAACAAGGGCGAUGGGGCAUCGGUGAAGGUUAAGGCUGACAACGACAACAACAUUGUGUGGGCGUUUGGCGAUGGGGAUACUGUCUCAAUGCACAAUGGAGCUGGUAAGGCAAGCAUCAACUUCGCCUGCGGGUGCCCGAUGUUCCAGAGCAAGUGCUAA